AUGGCGACAACAGAAGAAGACUUUAGGACUAUAUGUCUGAACCUGACUACUGAGGAGGGUAUGCUUGAUGGUUGCGGCGACCCCGGCGAUUUAGAAAACGGAGAAUUACUGGAAUACAUUGUUUCAAGAGUUGUACCUAUCUUUUUCGGUUUUAUUGGAAUUGUUGGAUUAGUAGGAAAUGCAUUAGUCGUACUUGUCGUAGCUGCCAACCCUGGUAUGAGGUCUACUACAAAUCUCCUGAUCAUCAAUCUAGCUGUCGCCGAUUUACUCUUCGUCAUAUUCUGCGUUCCCUUUACUGCUACUGAUUAUGUCAUGCCUCGAUGGCCAUUCGGAGACUGGUGGUGCAAAGUUGUCCAGUAUUUCAUUGUGGUUACAGCCCAUGCUUCAGUAUAUACCCUUGUUCUUAUGUCUUUAGACAGAUUCAUGGCUGUAGUCCACCCUAUCGCAUCCAUGUCGAUUAGAACAGAGAAAAAUGCUCUUUUAGCUAUAGCUUGUAUAUGGGUAGUCAUAUUAACAACAGCUAUCCCUGUAGGUAUAUGCCAUGGGGAGAGAGAAUACUCAUACUUCCAUAGAAAUCAUUCUUCGUGUGUAUUUCUGGAAGAACAGGGUUACAGCAAGCUGGGUUUCCAAAUGUCUUUCUUUCUGUCUUCUUAUGUCAUUCCUUUAGCCUUGAUUAGUGUGUUGUAUAUGUGUAUGUUGACGAGGUUAUGGAGGAGUGCUCCUGGAGGGAGAGUGUCGGCAGAAAGCCGGAGGGGAAGGAAGAAAGUGACAAGAAUGGUUGUGGUGGUAGUUGUCGUGUUUGCCGUCUGCUGGUGUCCUAUACAGAUAAUCCUUCUGGUAAAAGCAUACGACGCUUACAGCAUCAAUUACUUCACAGUGACGGCGCAGAUCGUGUCUCAUGUCCUCGCGUACAUGAACAGCUGCGUCAACCCUGUGCUUUACGCCUUCCUGUCAGAAAACUUCAGGGUUGCAUUUAGGAAGGUGAUGUAUUGCCCGCCACCAUACACUGAUGGGAUGUCCGGACGACCUCAGCCAACGAAAACCACACGAACAGGCAACGGGAAUUCUUGUCACGAUAUCGUCUGA
Arctia plantaginis is the source of this 1086-nucleotide messenger RNA. NCBI's taxonomy places the organism in Eukaryota, Metazoa, Arthropoda, Insecta, Lepidoptera, Erebidae. The record is from the annotation of a GenBank genome assembly.